AUGACCGAGUAUGACAAAUUUGCUGAACAACUCCGUCAUCCCGAUAACCCAAUCGUGUUUCUUGAAGUAACAGCAGGUGGGGCUCCAAUCGGAACAAUUGUUAUUGAACUGUUUGCUGAUGUGACUCCUAGAACAGCUGAGAACUUCCGACAAUUUUGCACCGGCGAGUAUAAAAAGGAUGGCGUACCGAAUGGCUACAAGAAUUGUACAUUCCAUCGUGUCAUCAAGGAUUUUAUGAUUCAAGGAGGCGAUUUCUGCAAUGGCGAUGGUACAGGUUUGAUGAGUAUCUACGGCUCGAAAUUUCGUGACGAAAAUUUCGAACUGAAGCAUACGGGACCUGGAAUGCUGUCGAUGGCCAACGCUGGAUCGGACACCAAUGGAUGUCAGUUCUUCAUCACAUGUGCAAAAACCGAUUUCUUGGAUAACAAGCACGUUGUAUUCGGACGAGUACUCGAUGGCAUGCUGACAGUGCGAAAGAUCGAGAAUGUCCCAACUGGAGCUAAUAACAAGCCGAAGCUGCCGAUUGUGAUUGUUCAAUGUGGUCAACUCUAA
Caenorhabditis briggsae is the source of this 552-nucleotide messenger RNA. It is a transcript of the gene Cbr-cyn-11, whose product is annotated as Protein CBR-CYN-11. NCBI's taxonomy places the organism in Eukaryota, Metazoa, Nematoda, Chromadorea, Rhabditida, Rhabditidae. The transcript is spliced from 4 exons. Gene Ontology annotation, molecular function: peptidyl-prolyl cis-trans isomerase activity. Bases 1 to 552 code for a protein of 183 amino acids. The record is from RefSeq and is a predicted model, not a curated record. Gene Ontology annotation, cellular component: intracellular membrane-bounded organelle. Gene Ontology annotation, biological process: protein peptidyl-prolyl isomerization; protein folding.